CUUUUCCUCUGUUCUCAGCCUGAGCAUCCUGUGCUGCUACUGCUGUUUCUCUGUGGGACGUUCAAACUCAGACCCCAUCAACCUACAGUUUAACUGAGCCAAAAAAACAUCAGAGAAGAAAUAUUUGAUCUGAGGAGGCAUUUACAACAGGUAAAAUAUGUUAAAGUGGACUGUGCUCCUGUCUUUAUGUAUAUGCAUCACUUCUGCAGCAUUUGAAAAUCUUUUUGAACAAUACUCCAUUAUGGAUCCAGAGGAAGUCCUGAGUGUGACCAUUCCUCUGCAGGGGAAACAGCGCCCUCUACUGGGAGACACUCUGUUGCUGCCGUGUUACUUUGAGGAUCACACUAUAGAAGACCCUGGUGCUCCGCCCUUUGAUCCCCUAUCCUAUCGCAUUGUUUGGAGCCAUGUCACUAAAGAAAAGGUUUCGACCAUCCUGGUGGCUUUGGAGGGACGAGUCCGCAUCGGUGAAGAUUAUGUGGACAGAGUUCAACUACAGAGCUAUCCCCAAUACCCAACAGAUGCCAGUAUCGAGAUUUCUGAGCUGCAUUCCAGUGACACUGGGGUGUAUCGCUGUGAAGUUCAGAAGCACAUUGAGGAUAACUACGACACUGUCGAUGUCCAUGUUCAAGGUAUUGUGUUCCACUACCGGGCUGUAAUGGGCCGCUACGCUUUGACCUUUGAGCAAGCAAAGGUAGCAUGUGCCAUGAACAGUGCAGUCAUUGCUUCUCCUGAGCAACUUCAAGCAGCAUUUGAUGAUGGCUUCCACCAGUGUGAUGCUGGCUGGUUGUCUGAUCAAACAGUGAGGUAUCCUAUUCAUGAACCCCGUAUGAACUGCUAUGGGGACAAAGAAGAGCUUCCUGGUGUCAGGACCUAUGGAGUAAGAGACCUCAAUGAGACAUAUGAUGCUUACUGCUUCGCAGAUAGGAUGACAGGCAGAGUUUUCCACACAACUUCUGCUGAGAAGUUUACAUGUUCUGAGGCUGAGUUUGCGUGCUCACACCAGGGAGCUCAGCUAGCCACCACAGGUCAGCUGUACCUUGCAUGGCAGGGGGGUAUGGAUGUCUGCAACGCUGGCUGGCUGGCAGAUGGGAGCGUCCGCUACCCCAUCAACAUUCGGCGACCGCAGUGUGGAGGGGGUCUACUGGGGGUCCGAACUGUUCAUCUACACACAAACCAGACAGGAUAUCCACAUCCUAACUCCCGCUAUGAUGCCUUCUGUUACACUGAAUCCCCAGAUGAUGAGGGUUCAGGCAUAGAAGGGGGAAACGAUGUUCUGAUUGUAACCACAGAGACAAAAAAUCCAGAGGUGCUUUUGGGUAAGACGACCACAGAGACCGAAGCGGUUGGGGAGGUCGUAACUCUGGAACCGUUUGAUCUGAACUCCACCUACAGUGAAAGCCCCACCAAGCUGCCAACUCCUCAGCUAACAAAUGUCACAGAGAUCUCCUUUGACCUGAUUAAGGCUGUCACCAACCAGCCAGCUGUCGCCAGAGAGCCCAGCAAUCCCUCUGUCAACUCUUCAUCAGGUGUUGUCUUUCAUCAUCGCUCACCUACUGGGAGUUAUGCCUUCACAUUCGUCGAGGCCCAGUUAGCUUGCCAAGGUGUUGGAGGCUUAAUAGCAACACCACAGCAGCUACAGGAAGCUUAUGAGGCUGGAUAUCAUCAAUGUGAAGCAGGUUGGCUUCUGGACCAGACUGUGAGAUAUCCCAUUGCGUUUACUCAAGAAAAGUGUGCUGGAGACCUUCAAGAUUCUCCUGGAGUUCGGACAUAUGGCCGUAGACCAGCAGAUGAGAGAUAUGAUGUUUACUGCUACACUGAGGGGAACAAAGGAGAGGUUUUCCAUGUGGGUUCUGCUGAGGGUUUCACCUACGAUGAGGCUAUUUCUGCUUGCGAAAACCAAAGCGCAGUGCUGGCCUCAACUGCUGAGCUUUAUGCAGCAUGGAAAAACGGUUUGGACAAGUGUCGUGCAGGCUGGCUACUAGAUCACAGUGUUCGCUAUCCUAUCAACAGCCCCCGCCCUGGAUGUGGAGGGGGAAGAGUAGGGGUCCACACUUACUACUCAAAGCCAAACCAGACAUACUAUCCCGAACCACAUGCCAGAUUUGAUGCAUAUUGUUUGAGAGCUGACUUUCUGCCUGGAGCAAAUCAAACUGCAGUAGAGAUCCAGAAAACUCUACCUAAUGUGACGUCAGUUAGAGACUCAUCAAGGCCCGAUUUUUCCUCUAUUGUUCCUCCCAUCCCUGUGGAAAUUUCUGGUUCUGGCUCUGGUUCAGGAGACUUUGAUUCAGGCCAUGAAGGAGGACAGUCUGGAGAAAAGCAUAUCUCUAAAGACCAGGUUACCUCUGGAGAUCUGCCUGGUUCUGGAGACCAGGUUACCUCUGGAGAUCAGACUGGUUCUGGAGACCAGGUUACCUCUGGAGAUCUGCCUGGUUCUGGAGACCAGGUUACCUCUCGAGAUCAGACUGGUUCUGGAGACCAGGUUACCUCUGGAGAUCUGCCUGGUUCUGGAGACCAGGUUACCUCUGGAGAUCUGUCUGGUUCUGGAGACCAGGUUACCUCUGGAGGUAUUUCUGGUUCUGGAGACCAGGUUAGUGCUACAAGGACUGUGCUGCCCAGUGGAAGAUCAGGUUUGGGCAGUGCAAUUGAUCCAGAGUCAGGACUUAUUGAAGAAGGAUCUGGCAUCACAGUGGUUUUCUCUGGAGCUGACAGCUUUGCAUCAACAGAACGCUCUUCUUCAGGAGAACCUCAAGAGGCCGAAGAGGGAAGCACAGAACUUUUUAUCUACCCUUGGUCUAGAGCUGUUUCUGGAGAGCUUAGUGGAAGUGGAGAUAUGUCCGGGUUUGGAUCUGGAUCAGGAUUGGAUUCGGUGAGUAGUUUUCUAUCAGGAUCUGCCUCUGGAAGUGAAAUUGAACAAUCAGGACACAUUUCUGGAAGUGGAGAUGCUCACAUUUUUUUGAUAGAUGAAAAACUGAUGGAUCCAACUACUGCCAUGGAGGAGUUCAUGCUUAGUGGAGGUCCACUGACUUCCAGCGUUUCUGGAGACUUUCCAGGAUCUGGGAUUCACAGUGGGUCAAGCUCUGGUAUUGAAACUGACCCUUUUAAUAGUGUGACCUUUAUGGGUUCAGGCUUUACUGAACUUUUUGUGUCACCAUCUGGAGAGCAUGAAGAAGCUUCUGGCAGUUUAUUCUACAGCUUUGGAGAGGGAGGCGAGGGAACAUUUUCUGGAUUUGGAAUCUCAAGUUUAAGUUUUGAUUCUGGAUCAAGUUUCUCUGGAUCUGGAACAUAUACAGCCAGAGAAGAUGGUGUUACAUUUCUCACUCAGGGUCAAAGGACAGAAAUAACUGGAGAUGAUAAAGUUCCUUCAGAACAAAGAGAAUACUUAAUAGAAUACAGUGGAGAAGCAAGUGGUUUCUACUCUGGUGAUGGAGAAAAGGACCUUUCCUUCACCUCAGAGAUUUCUUCUUCAGAAGAAUUUUCCAAUCUAUCGAUGGUGGCUUUACUUGCUCCAUCAGUCGACCAAGUACUUACAGAGCCCAUCACAGAAACAGAGGACAGCACACAUGAAGCCAAACUGAUAGAGAACUCCAGAGUUCAUGUAACUCCAGGUCCAGAAUUAGUGCCUGCAGGACUAGCUGCUCCUUCUGCAGAAGCCAAGCCAGCUUUUGUGCAAACACCAGAGGUGAUAAAAGCCUCAAAUCCAUGUGAACCAAACCCUUGCGGUAAUGCUUCAUGCAUAUUAGAGGAAGGAGAUGCUCACUGCUAUGAGGCAGAAGUGUGCCAUCCAAACCCUUGUGCCAAUGGAGCCACCUGUGUGGAGAGUUCAGACUCUUUCAAAUGCUUAUGCCUGCCCAGCUACAGAGGGGAACGCUGUGAUAUCGAGGAGCAGUGGUGUGAAGAUGGCUGGACGAAGUUUCAGGGAAACUGCUACCUGCACUUCUCUGAAAGGGAGGAGUGGUUAGAUGCAGAGAAACGCUGCCGUGACUUGAAUGCACACCUUGUCAGCAUCAUCACACCAGAGGAGCAACAGUUUGUUAGCGCAAAUAUGCAGGAUUACCAGUGGAUUGGCCUGAAUGACAAAACAGUGGAGAAUGAUUUCCAGUGGACUGAUGGCACUCCGCUGCAAUACGAGAACUGGAAGCUGAAUCAGCCUGAUAACUACUUUAAUUCAAAAGAGGACUGUGUGGUGAUGAUCUGGCAUGAGAACGGCAAAUGGAACGAUGUUCCCUGCAACUAUCACCUGCCCUUCACCUGCAAGAAAGGACCAGUGUCCUGUGGAGCCCCACCAGUGGUGAAACACGCUCAUACUUUUGGAAAGAGGAGGCUGGUGUAUCCUGUCAAUUCCAUCAUCCGUUAUCAGUGCAACCCAGGAUUUAGACAGCGCCAUCUACCAGUGGUCCGGUGCCAGACUGACGGGCAGUGGGAGAAACCAAGAGUGGAGUGUACUGAUGUUAAAGCCAGGAACAGAAUAAAGGAAAGAAGCAACAGGAAUAACAACUUAAUUUAGUUUUUCAAAGAAAAAAAAAAGGGAAUCAUUAAAUAUCUUUUUCUAAUAUGAACCAAAAUGCUUGACUGGCCAUUAUAAGGCUGCUACGAUAUGGUAGCAAUUGUUUAAAACCCUCAUUCCUUAUAUAUACUGUGUAUGAAUAUAUUUAAUUUCUUUCAGUGUUUUAAAUAUAAAUUAUAAUUGUUUCUAUUCCUGCUGUUAAGUUUGAACAAAGAUCAUAUAGUAUGUUUCAGAACAAUUUAUUAUGUUUUAUUUUAUGUUGAAUAAUCUUCACGAAGGUGGAAGUGAAUGACAUGACGAGACUGUCUGCUUGAAAUGUUAACAGUGGGAUACACUGGCAGGUUGUUUAAUCCUGAUAAAGCAUCAUUUCACAAUGGUGCUAAUUUGGUGCUUUUUAUCUCAGCCCACAAAUGCCCCAGCUCCUAUAUAGGGUUGCAUUGCUUUAGCCUGUAUCAGUUAACCAGAUCUGCUGCAUUGUGUGCUGUAGCUCUGGCUUAAUGCUCGGUAAAAACACCUUAGAAAACACAUCUGGAAACCACAUGGACCCCGUUGUUAACCAAAGCUAUAUCAAUAUAUUAUAUCAAACCUGUAAAUUACAUAGGGGGGUAUUGUUUACCUCAUGCAGAAACACAAUAUGUUUUUUUUUUAUUGUCUAUCUGAACGUAUUAACUCUCUUCCUGCACAACUAUGCUAAUAAGGGUUUUGACUUUGAAUAAAAACAAGUACAAGACUGUAAAUGCAGCUGGAAGAGAAAAUAUUUAAACACAAAAACACCCAGUAUUUCUUUAAGAUCCCACUAAUAUGAAUUGCACACUGUAUUCGCCUGAAUGUACAAUACAGAUUUCUGAUUGUUUCAGCUUUAGCUUUAAUAUAAAAUAAAAACACAUCUGGCCAUUUAGGACAAAAGUCUGUAUAUCUUAAUGACUUGCAACAAUAAUUUAUGAAAGUAUUUUAUGGAAAAUACCAAAAUAUAAAGUGAAUAGGUCUAUUGUUUUUUUUUUUUUAUAUAAUCUUUCACAGUUGAGAAGCAGGUACUUAAUGAACCAACAUUUGGGGCCUAGAGGCCAGCAGGAAUACUGUUACAAAUAUGCAUCUUGUCCAUUGGCUGAAGGUUUAGCUCAUUGUGACUUUUGCUCCAAAAACAUAUAAAAAAAUGAGUUUUUUUUGUGCAAAAAAUAAAUGGCUGGAUAAGAAUGUGACCUUUAAAGCAUUUUAACUUGGGAAAAAAAAUUUACUUUUGGAUUGCAAAGAGUUCUGUUUGGUUAUAUGAGACUACAGCAGCAGCACAGAGCUCCAUGUUUUUGGUUUGGGGAAUAAUAUAAAAUGCUUAAGACGAUUAGUUUGUCAUGUUGGGUUUAUUUACAGCAUUUUAUCUGUGUUUUCAUUUAUCACAUUUCCUAGUUCUGUGCAGUGCACAAGUGCUCUCUCAUGUUUUCAACUCAAGAGGAUAUAACCUUUAUGUAAACUUCCAGCUCUUUGGGCUUUAUGUCAUUUGUGCCUUUGAGUUUCAUCACUGUUGCUGCUUGCCGGGGCUGUGCCUCAUGUUAUCACCUUCUGCACAAUAAAGCAA
This is a messenger RNA of Cyprinodon variegatus (sheepshead minnow), 6074 nucleotides long. Its product is annotated as aggrecan core protein-like. The transcript has 21 exons. The record is from RefSeq and is a predicted model, not a curated record. Gene Ontology annotation, molecular function: hyaluronic acid binding; calcium ion binding. Gene Ontology annotation, biological process: cell adhesion. Lineage: Eukaryota; Metazoa; Chordata; Actinopteri; Cyprinodontiformes; Cyprinodontidae. Bases 158 to 4504 code for a protein of 1448 amino acids.